AUGCGGUUAGUAGUUCAUAAUAUGCUUCAAUGUCACGUUAAAGGUUGCGUUUCCAAUAAUUUCCCGUUACAACUUUUGGAUGUCGAGCUUGAGAUUCAAGAAAUUGAGUUUAAUCCUCGUUUUCUGCAAAACAUGUUGCCAAGACUAGACUGGAGAGCUUUUGUAACCACUGCUGCUCAGAUCGGAAUAACUUCUCUCCCACAAGAUUUACCGGAAGUGUUUGACGAGGAUUUUUUAAAAAAACUUCAUAGAAUAUUGUUUGAAACGCAUAUUGUGCAAGGCAAAAUGAUCUGUGCAAAUUGCUCUCAUGAAUAUCCCGUUAAAGACGGUAUACCGAAUAUGCUACUCAGCGAAGACGAAGCUUAG
Messenger RNA from Cetraspora pellucida, 366 nucleotides. The record is from the annotation of a GenBank genome assembly. NCBI's taxonomy places the organism in Eukaryota, Fungi, Glomeromycota, Glomeromycetes, Diversisporales, Gigasporaceae.